Anopheles nili is the source of this 1455-nucleotide messenger RNA. RefSeq names its product protein maelstrom homolog (gene mael). Gene Ontology annotation, molecular function: sequence-specific DNA binding. Lineage: Eukaryota; Metazoa; Arthropoda; Insecta; Diptera; Culicidae. The transcript is spliced from 3 exons. The record is from RefSeq and is a predicted model, not a curated record. The coding region runs from base 1 to 1455 and encodes 484 amino acids. Gene Ontology annotation, cellular component: nucleus; P granule. Gene Ontology annotation, biological process: male meiotic nuclear division; negative regulation of DNA-templated transcription; piRNA processing.
AUGCCGUCUAAAAAGAAAAAUGCUUUUUAUUAUUUCAUGAUGGAGUUCAAAAAGAAAGAAGAGGCAAAGGGUCGUAAUUUUAAGUCGAUCCAUGACGUUACGUCGUUAGCUGGAGCUAUUUGGCCGAAAAUGAAUCAACACCAACGCCUACCCUACGAACAAAUGGCAAAGCAGAAAAUCGAAUCUACCCAUGGCGAAAAGUUCACGAAUCUGGGCAUACCGUUCUCGAGAAUAGAUGCUGAAAGGCGUGAAAAAGAGUUGAAGGAGGAGCAGAAAAUAUCACGCGUCACAUCAUUAGUAAGCGACGCUGUGGCUAAAAAUGCGCUUGAAAGCCAGGACUUUUACAUAAUCUCGAUGGGAUACUUCUGCGUCACCUCGACCGGUAGCUACAUUCCUGCCGAGUUGGGUGUAAUACGGUACAGCCUGGAGGGUGGAGUGAAGGACAAACUGCAUAUGUUAAUUAAUCCCGGUCCGCUUCCUCUCGGGAUGGCUUUAGAGGCGCAGACACAUUCAGACGAAGAUCAUCAGCUUCCAAAUCCACCCAAUGCGAUGGGAGAGAAAGACUUUGACGAAAUUGCCAUGAAGCUGUUGAGCUUUCUGCUGAAGGGCGAGAGCAUGCCGUUGCUGUUCACGAACCAGGAUGAAGUCGCGGGUGUGGAAAAUAUGCUUUGCGAUAUUUUAGACCAACAUAUGGAAGGUUCGUCGCUAAUCGUGUGCAGGGUGUCACACCUAUUCUUCCAACUCAAGCAAAACGCGGAGAAGUACAUGAUGUCCCAUGUUAACUUCCCUUCGGAACACAUGGCCCAGCAAAUAAUCACCCGAGAUCCUUACGAUUUCACAAAAGGAAUUAGCUGUGAUUUUCACGAAGCAAAAGAUAACGUAAAGCAUUGUGCUCUUUCGCGGUGUGUACGAUGGGCGUACGUUAUUUCGGAUAACUGCUGCGUGGAAAUGGGCAUCGAACCGCUACCGGGCGUUCAUCUUCCGGCCAAUGCCAACAUCAAUCCAACUCCGUCCACCUGCGACACGAUGUCGUUCGUGUCACAGUGUUCCUAUAUGUCAAGCUCGAAUGUUAGCCAGCUCACCCAACCGGUGAUUGAGAGGCGGGCUUCUAGCUCCCUCAGCUCCCAAAUGCCUAAUGAAAGAGCCAGUGGAAGUGGUAUUGCCAACCCGCACACAAACCCAUGGGGUUGGCAGCCAGCCGGGCUAUAUCACCAGACCCAGCCUGAUGACGACAAAACCGAGCUGCAGGAAACCAUUAAACGUGAUGCAGAAACAAGCAGCUCAUCGUUCAAUAAGAGCUGGGGUGAGUCAGCACAGAAGCAAAUGAGCUAUGGUCGGGGCUCAAGUGUGGCAUUGAAGCAGGCAAAGACCAUAAUCGCGAACAUUCGUGGUGCUGGUCGAGGCCGAGGAAUGCUAGACCAAUUUCCACCGCUGGGUGGAACUGGCCAUCGCUAA